This is a messenger RNA of Lepisosteus oculatus (spotted gar), 10082 nucleotides long. Lineage: Eukaryota; Metazoa; Chordata; Actinopteri; Semionotiformes; Lepisosteidae. The record is from RefSeq and is a predicted model, not a curated record.
AUUUUAAGCUGCAUUUCAUAGAAGGACUUGCUCAUUAAACAUUUAUGACUGAAAUUGCUUCUCUGGCUGACUGACUUCACCGGCUACACGGCACACAUUUCCACAGGUGUCCGCUACACGGUGCUAGUGAACGAAGCCGGAGAGAGUCUGCGGUGCUGCCGCCCGGUGGCGCCGACACCCCGUGGUUUUCAGUCCCCGGGUUGCAUGUCAGGAUGGCGGCGGCGGCUGGAGCUGAGGCCGCGGCCAGGUGUUUGGAAGAAUCGUCAGACAGCGAGCCGGAGCAGGAGCCCGGAUCUCCGCAGAAACUGAUCCGCAAAGUGUCCACCUCCGGCCAGAUCCGAAGCAAGACCAUUCUGAAAGAGGGCAUGCUGAUGAAACAGACCAACUCCUUCCAGCGCUGGAAGAAACGGUACUUCAAGCUCCGAGGACGGACACUCUACUAUGCAAAAACGGCCAAGUCCAUCAUCUUCGAUGAGGUGGAGCUCACGGACGCAAGCGUCGCGGAGUCCAGCACGAAGAAUGUCAACAACAGUUUCACGAUCAUCACGCCGUGCCGGAAGCUGAUCCUGUGUGCCGAGAACCGCAAAGAAAUGGAGGACUGGAUCGCAGCAUUGAAGAGCGUUCAGAACCGGGAACACUUUGAGUCCACCCAGUACAGCAUGGACCAUUUCUCAGGGAUGCACAACUGGUACGCCUGCUCUCACGCGCGCCCCACCUACUGCAACGUGUGUCGAGAGGCUCUGUCGGGGGUCACCUCUCACGGAUUGUCCUGUGAAGUGUGUAAGUUCAAAGCCCACAAGCGCUGUGCCAUCAGGGCAACCAACAACUGUAAAUGGACCACUCUGGCUUCCAUCGGCAAGGAUAUCAUCGAGGAUGAGGAUGGGAUUUCCAUGCCUCACCAGUGGCUGGAGGGGAACUUGCCGGUCAGCGCCAAGUGCACCGUGUGUGACAAGACCUGUGGCAGUGUACUGCGCCUGCAGGACUGGCGCUGCCUGUGGUGCAAAGCCAUGGUACACACAGCGUGUAAAGAGCUCUUGUCCAAUAAGUGUCCGCUGGGUCAGUGCAAAGUGUCCGUCAUUCCCCCAACUGCCCUCAACAGUAUCGACUCAGACGGUUUCUGGAAGGCCACCUGCCCUCCUUCCUGCACCAGCCCCCUCCUCGUCUUCGUCAACUCCAAGAGCGGCGACAACCAGGGGGUGAAGUUCCUGCGGCGCUUCAAACAGCUGCUCAACCCGGCCCAGGUCUUCGACCUGAUGAACGGGGGUCCCCACCUCGGCUUGCGGCUCUUCCAGAAGUUCGACACUUUUCGCAUCCUGGUGUGCGGUGGGGACGGGAGUGUGGGCUGGGUGCUGUCGGAGAUUGAUGCUCUCACUCUGCACAAGCAGGUCACCGAGGACUGCAGCGAGGACUCCGAGGUGCAGCAGAUUCUCACCUAUGAGGACUCCGUGGCAGCACACCUGUCCAAGAUCCUGACCUCGGACCAGCACUCGGUGGUGAUUUCCUCAGCCAAGGUGCUGUGUGAGACCGUGAAGGACUUCGUGGCCCGAGUGGGGAAGGCCUACGAGAAGACCCCGGAGAGCUCUGAGGAGUCCGAGGCCAUGGCCAAAAAGUGUGGGGUCUUGAAAGAGAAGCUCGACUCGCUGCUCAAGACGCUGAACGAGGAAGCUCAGGCCUCCAGCAUGCUGCCCACCCCCCCGCCUACCAUAGCGGAGGAGCAGGAAGAAGGGGAGGGGGUGGUGCUGUCCGCGCCAGCUGUCCCGCCGGCGCCCUGCUCCCCUCGCGCGGCCUCCGCCAUCUUCAAACCUCGGGAGCAGCUCAUGCUAAGAGCCAACAGCCUGAAGAAAGCCAUCCGGCAGAUCAUCGAGCACACGGAGAAGGCUGUGGAUGAACAGAACGCCCAGACCCAGGAGCAGGAGGUGUUCGUGCUCAGUCCAUCCUUGGAGGAGGAGAGCCGCACAGAAGACAAGCUCUCUCUCCAGUCCUCCCAGAGCGGGAACAACGCCUGCCACAACACCAAGGCCCGGCCCGCUCGCCGAGUGUCCAAAUCACCAUGCGAAAAACUGAUCAGCAAGGGGAGUUUAUCGCUGGGCAGUUCAGCAUCGCUCCCAGCACAGACCGGAAACCGGGACAACAUGCCAAUGCUGAACACCAAAAUUCUGUUCCCAAAUUUGAGAGCAGGCAUGUCUGGAUCCCUUCCUGGCAGCUCAGUCAUCAGCAGACUGCUGGUCAAUGCCGACCCCUUCAACUGCGACCCAGAGAACCUUGACUGUUACACUGAAAAAUGUGUGAUGAACAACUACUUUGGAAUCGGACUGGAUGCAAAAAUCUCCCUGGACUUCAACAACAAGCGAGAUGAACACCCAGAAAAGUGCAGGAGCCGCACGAAGAACAUGAUGUGGUACGGGGUCCUGGGGACGAAGGAACUGCUCCAUCGGACCUACAAGAACCUGGAGCAGAAGGUGCUGCUGGAGUGUGACGGGCGACCCAUCCCACUGCCCAGCUUGCAGGGCAUUGCUGUGCUCAACAUACCCAGCUAUGCCGGGGGCACCAACUUCUGGGGGGGCACCAAGGAGGAUGAUACCUUCACAGCGCCCUCUUUCGAUGACAAGAUCCUGGAGGUGGUUGCGGUGUUCGGCAGUAUGCAGAUGGCCGUGUCCCGGGUCAUCAACCUGCAGCACCAUCGCAUUGCACAGUGUCGCACCGUGAAGAUCACCAUCCUGGGGGACGAAGGUGUGCCGGUGCAGGUGGACGGGGAGGCCUGGGUCCAGCCUCCAGGGUACAUCCGCAUCGUCCACAAGAACCGCACGCAGACCCUCACCAGGGACAGGGCCUUUGAGAACACCCUGAAGUCCUGGGAGGACAAGCAGAAGUGUGAGUUUGCCCGCCCUUCGGCCCAGCAUGCACUGCACCCAGGGAUCGUGUCAGAGGAAGAAGCGGCUCAGAUCAACCUCUUCGGCCAGGCAGCCGGUGCCCUCAUUCACAGUAUCCGAGAGAUUGCCCAGUCUCACCAGAACAUGGAGCAGGAGCUCGCCCACGCGGUCAACGCCAGCUCCAAGUCUAUGGAUGUUGUUUACGCCAAAUCGAAGAACACAGAGGGCCUGAACUGCAGUGUGGUGAUGGAGAUGGUGAGCAACGUCAAAGCACUGCACAACGAAACAGAGCUCCUGCUGGCUGGAAAGAUGUGCUUGCAACUGGAUCCUCCUCAGAAGGAGCAGCUGACCAGUGCCCUGAGCAGUGUAGACCAGCAGCUCCGCAAACUGGCAGACAUAUCGUGGCUGUGCCAGGUCAUUGAGCCCUCAGACGACGAGGCUCACAUGGAGUUUGCCAAACGGAGUCGCAGCGCAAAGUUUCGCCUGGUGCCCAAGUUUAAGAAGGACAAGAAUAACAAGAAUAAGGAGGCCAGUGCCAGCUUGGGGCUACCAGUGCAUCAGUGGGGAACGGAGGAGGUGGCGGCCUGGCUGGAACUGCUCAGCCUCUGCGAAUACAAGGAAAUCUUCAUUGGGCACGAUGUCCGGGGCACUGAGCUCCUGCACCUGGAGAGGCGCGACCUCAAGGAUCUUGGGGUGACGAAAGUGGGUCACAUGAAGAGGAUUUUGCACGGGAUCAGGGAACUGAGCCGGACCACUCCUGCCAGCGAGGUGUAGUCUCUCUCUUCACAGCCUGUGCUUGUGACUCCAGACCCCGGAGGUGACCAGGCUGUGCAUCAUCACGGAGCUCUUGGUUGAGUGUCUCCAGUGACCAGCUGCUAAGCUCAUGUCUGUCCAUCUCAAACUAGUUCCAAACUAGCUCUGUGCUGCCCCAAUGCCUCCCACCCCACACCCACCUAGUGCUUUGAGACUUUUCUGACAGGGACCAGUGACAUCACUGCACCUCCUCUCCCAUGAGGGCUUUUCAAACAGUGCUCUAUUCCUUUAAGCCACACCUUCGAUCAGUGGACCAACCAGAAGCUCGUUGUGCCUUAAGUGGUCUGAUUAAUCGGCCAAUCACACUGCACCUUCUAGUGCCAUCGACCAAUCCCGGCACAGCUCCAAGCAGAAGCUGAUUCAUGCUUUGGUCUUGCAUUCAUAGUGUUGCCUUGGUGCAAGAUUGUUGUCCAAAACAUCACUAAGGCCUUGAACUAGAAAGGAAAGCAGCCUUUGUUCUUAUUAAUACCGGAAAAAAAACAUGAAAAGGGCCUUCAUGAGUGAACUCCUUUUCUUAAGUUUAAGGAUUUAGUAUGUCUAACAAACCAGCUGUUUAAAAUCGAAAGCUGCCUUUACUUCUGUAAAGAGUUAUCAGGAAAAAUGUCUCAAAGAAACCAAGUUUUCACUUUGUGAAAAUUCCUUUAUCUGCCAUUCCUGCUUGUAUGUGGUGUAAAAAACUUUAAUUAGAAAUCAAGAUAUUGUUAAUGGAGUGGUGGACGAAUUAAUUUAGUUGGAUUAUUGAAAAACAGCACUCAUCCCCUCUUUGGGCUUAUACAGUUUAAACUAACCUGUGUUUUGCAGUUGUUGCCUUGUGGCAGUCAAUCUGGCUUAAAACUAAGAGCUGCUUCUGAAAGCCACGUUAGAAAACAGUGAAUGUUCACAAACAGCACUUUGCCAGUCUGUUACUCCUGUGUAACAGACCAAACACUUGCUAUGAUGUCAUACCUACAUGCAAAAAUCCUGGACACCAGCACAGCCAAUCAGAACACAGCCAUGCCUUAUUUGACCAAUAAGCAGCAAGUAUUCUGAAUUCUGUCCAGUUCAGUUUUUUUUCUGUCACCAGAAAUUCCAUGAUUAACUUGAAAUGGAUCAAGUCAAACUCUUUGGCAGUAGGAGUUCCUGACCAGUCUAAUGUUUCAACAUAUGUCUUUUCUGUGCUUUUGUUUUGACAUCACCUGAAAAUGUUCACAUCAUCUCUUAGCUGCUCAUUUUUUCAUGAUCCCAGUGAGUGAACUGUAUAUACAGAGCCUAGAUAAUAUUAAUCCACUGGGUUCAUUUGUAUUCUCAAAUAUUUGACCUAAAGCAGCUUCAUGAAAUUUUUAAUAAUCUGAUUAAACAUAACACAAAGACAUUAAAUGUAUUUAGAUUAUUUAACAUAAUGAUCCAGAAGCAGAUAUCCUCGUGUGAACAAGUGUGUGAACCCUUAGAUUUAGUAACAUGUAGCACCUCCUUGAGCAGAAAUGACUUUAACACUUAUAGGAAACAUAGUUGAUCAGUCUCUGGCAUCAGAGGCUUUUAGACCCUUUCUUAUUUUUAAAACUGCAUCAUGUCGGUGACAUUUGAGAGCUUCCUUGCAUGAACAGCUCACUUCAGGUCCUGCCUCAACAUUUCAGUGAGGAUUAGUUCCAGACUUUGACUUUGGCCAAUCCAAAAUGUAAAAUCAUGUCUUCAGCUAUUCUAAUGUGUUCUGAUCUGUGUGUUCAGUUUUAGUCUUUGUUGCUAAGGGAAGUGCCAGCAGCUACUGAAUCUAAAUUGCAUCAUCCAGAUGGGUGGUGGAGGGGAGUCCCCACUACCUGUAAAGCGCUUUGAGAGGAGCGUCCAGAAAAGUGUUGUAUAAGUGUAAGGAAUUUAUUUUAAGUUUUUUUCUUUAAGGGUUCAUGUACUUAUUCAAAAGAGGCUAUUUACUAUUUUAUCAUUUUGUUAAAUAAUUCAAAACUAUCAUAUCUUUGUUUGAUAUGUUUAUUUUACUAUUUUUUUUGAAGACUUUAAUUGUUUUUGGUCUAAAAUUUAUAACGGGUCAGACCAACCUAGGGGGUUCAUGAACUGGGCACUGUAGCUGUGGUAAACUAGCAAAUAGCAGUGCUGAAUUGGUUUUUACAUUAAUUUUCCCAAUUGUGCCAAAGGUUAGAACUAUUACUAGGGAAGUGUCAUAUCUACCUGGAAUGGACUAGUGCUCCAGGAAUGUGUGUAAUUUAGAACAGAAAUGGAAAACCGUUCCUGUGCAUGGAUAGUAUUUUUUUGGAAGGGGGUAGGCUUUUUCUUGGAAAAACAGUAUUUUUUAAUUUACAAAAACAGAAACAAAGUGGGGGAAAAAAAAACAAAGCAAAAACCUACAGUAGUUUUUCACUGUAACAAGAGCUCUCUAAAUGUCUAAAAUGCGUUAGACAUCAUAUAAAAAACAAUCCUGGUAUUUUUCAGUAUUUGAGCAAGCAAGCCACAGUCAAGGAUUUUUUGUCUGCCCAACAGUUUUGACUGUCCCUUGAAGAGCUCUUGCGUAAAGCUUUACUGGUAACCUGAUAUUGUUUUGUCCUUUCUUUUGCUAGGACAGUCAUGUUUCUCUGUCUAUUGUGUUAACAAAGCACAGCUGUUUUCCUUGUGUCUACACAGGUCUAUUUGCUGUUUGACAGGUACUAAUACAGUGGCAUCCUCAUGGACAGGUUGUGGUAGUCAGCAGGGUUGUGUUUUCUCUGCUGUAUUCUAAAGCCCCCUUUUCUAGGUAUGAAGAGGAGAGAUUAGUUGCUCUUUCCGCUGUCCUGUCCCCUGUGUGUGCUUUUAAUCAGUUGCUGGUGAGUACACAGUGUACCCACUGCCAUGAGUCACUGGCUGCUACCCAUGUCUUUCGGACUUGCUGCGCCGUGCCCUUGCGCUGGAUAUACCCAUCGUUUUCUAAAUCCCUUCCUGCUGCCUUGUGUUUUUCUACAUUUCUCAGUUUUGCAAUGGUCCAGGGUUUCAAUGCAAACAACUUCAUGCUGCUGUUCCCAGUACUGUUUUCUGUACUAUUCUUUUGUAGAUAAGUACAGAUUUGUAGAGGGUGUUUACCAAGUGUCAAGAAUUUGCCAAGCACAAGUUCCCCUGAUGUUAGAACCACCAUUCUAUAUCGCAUUACAGUUAUAUACUGUAAGCCCUAACUUGAUAAGGCUGCAAAGUCGGUAUAAUGUAGUCUGUAUAAUUCUACUUGAUAAAAGCUAUUGCUAAUAUUUUACCUCAUUUUGAUCAGAAAGAAGCCUACAGCCUUGUUUAGACUGCUCAGUUUGUCCUGUCUGAUGCAAAAUGAAUUUCACAGAUAAUGUCAUGAUAAUCCUUCUCAUUUGACACAUGAGCAGUGUCUUGACUCUGCGUGCUGUUGGUUAAUGAAGCUCUCCGAAUGCUUCCUUCUGACGUCUUUGCACAACAUGUCUUUGUGUUGUCUUGAAAUGAUCAAAGAACCUCGAAACUGGCUUUUUUAACGAAAUGAGCCGUUCAUGCUGUGAUGUAUUUACACUGACUUUCAGAAAUCUAAAGGCCUUUGAAAGUGGGGCCUCACAAUUCUUCAGACUUUUGGGGUUUUUUAAGCAGGAGCUGUUAUCUUGUAACUGGAGGAGCUGUGACACCUUUUUGAUCCUUCAUUGACAGCUUUACAUUUCAUUGUGAAGCAGAAUCCACCUAGCUUUGGAUUGUUCACCCACUAACUGGGAACUUGAGCUUUGUGUGGAGCAUCAUGAGACAGGUUAGUUUUACCCUUCUGCUGAGGUGUUGUUGGCAGUGGUUAUCCUGUUUAGUAAGAGAGGAAACUCAGGUUCAGACAUAGGGUGUCUGUGCUUGCCUGAGGCGCCAGUGGUGCAAAGCUGGCAUCUGUGGGGUUACAACUGAACCCCUCCAAGUCAGAAAGGUGACUGACAGGGAAGAAAGCAGGGUGAGCCCAGCCAGGUAGCAUCUGCAGCGGCAGACCUAGGGUGUGUUCUGCUCAGAAACAUCUUAUUUUAAUUAACCCAAAACUGUCCUGUUCCUGUUUUGUCAAUGAGAGAUGUAGUGACAUGCCAUCAGAGCUCUUAAACAGUUAACAGAAUGCAGCCGACAAACACUGUUGUGUUACCUAGGCCACACAGACAUGAUGCUCAAUACUCAAGUGUGUCCUUGCAGGACAUGAUAUUCUGCACAACAUGUCAGAAACGAUUGUACUUCCCCUUCUUGUUUAAUUGAAGAGCUCGCUAUUUAAUGGGAUCUUAUCUAUCAAAUUGAACAUAUUACUUUUGCUUUCUUUUUUAGCCACUUUUGAUAGUGUUGGGUCAGCUGUCAUUCUAGUAAGAGAGCAACUUCUGAGAAGAGGGAAUUCUCGAGCGCUGCUGCCUGUCAGUAACGGGUCAAGGGAAGGGCAUUGAUCUGCCUCCUCCUCAGUCUGUCUAAGCUGAGUCUCCAGUCGCCCAUAUUCCUGGACUAGUCACUGUUUUGUUGUUAGUUCCCACGCUGAUUGCCUUCCUGGGUUCAUCAGAUUGCAGGAGUGAACACUGUGUGAGCUGUUUAUUUAUAUCAGAAAUACAUUGGUGAUAAACUUCAUGCUGCGGAGUCAUAAAGUCAGUGAUGCGUACCGCUCAAGUGGCAGUACAGCGAGGAACAGGCAACAGUGUUUCUUCUGGUGUAGAAUAAUGCGAUGGAUUCGUUUUUUUGCUGCACACAGCUUAAUUUCCCAUAUCUCCACAUAGAUCAAACAAGCUGUAGUUUUAGAAACAGUUGCUUGCAUAUAAUGGAUAAGAUCUAGAUGACAAAUUCGUUAGGAAAAUGCAUUCCGCAAUGUCGGUGAUCAGAUACACAACAAAGCAUUGUUGACAAACGUCACGUCCUUUAAAAGUGAAACCUGUCAGAUUAAAAUGCAUUAGUGGGUUCAUAUUUGGCGACCCCCUGAGUGCUCGCAGAGCUCGCUGUUGCUAAUCUAGACGAAGAGAUUCAAAAUUGCCCAACCUGGCAUAUUCCCAUCAUAGAUUGAUAUGUCAGCUUUAAUAAGUGCAUGUAAACUAUGGCAUCCAGUCCUUCUUCUAUCUGAAAUCCCUGCUCUUGGGUUUCCAGAUGCAUUGGUUCUGCUGCUUGGUGCCAGAAGAAUGUCCCCAGAGUCCCCGGCCACAUAUUGUCAGGGCUGGUCAUGGGAAACCGGAAAUGAUACAUUUUUAAACAUUUCCAGAUAACCUUUGCAGUAAGGGUAGGAUUGAGAAUGUGAAAGCACAUUUUCCCAGAGCUCCCAGCACACCCACUCUUUCCCUGUCCUGUGUUUUUUUUUUGGCACUUUCGACCAGCCUGUGUGUCGAUACUGGCAGGAGGCUGCCGCCCUGUGAUUGCUCUGCCCUGCUGCAGUCCCGUGUGUGGGCGUCAAGCCAGUCAAGUGGGACACAAACGACCGCUGUGUAUUGGAGAACCCUGAUGAAAAGGAUUUUAAAUAUGCAAGGUUUUAGGGGGAGAUGCAUGUUUUAAUACAAUUUCAUGGAAGUUUAGAAAUGAGAGUGCUGGUCUCCAUGCUGUAUGUACUGUACUGCACAUUUACACCCAACAGCUUUGUGAGAUGUACUCUGUGUUGCCAUGUAUCUGUUAGUCAGCUACACAAUGGAUGUGCAAUCUAAUGUUCGAUUACACUCGCCCCACUUCCAUCUAUCUUGAUCUUGGAUGUCUUGAAGGGUUUGUGUUGGUGAUUCUGUCAUUUUAAAAGAGCUGGAUUUCCACACAAAAAAACAUGAAAAUGCUCCUGUCACUGUUUCAAAGGAGCAGUGCUCCAGUGUGAUGGUGGUUCUGUAAAGGGGAGACAUGGAGGUUGGGGAGGGAGUUGUGAAGUCAAAUGUAUGGUACUGGGCUCAUUGCACGUCUUAGCAGAAAUUGAAAAUGUCCAGUGUCCUGGGAAGGUCCUUUUCACCUCAUGAACACACCUCUCCUCCCAUCAAAGCUGUAGGGGACAGUGGCAGAGGCAUGUUUUCUGUGAUUUAGAGGUUGACAACAGCGGUUGCCUUUUCUAUUCCAUUCAACGAAAGUCUGUCGAGUGUAAAAGGUGAGAAUGGUGACAAUCCUGGCCCUCCCCACCACCCACUUCAGCCAUAACACACCCUUGUGGAGUUUAUUUCAAAGUUCUUAGCGGUUUGGCUGAUUGUUGGUUUUCCUCAUGGUCUGACACUAUGGGUGCCACAAAGAGGUCUGCAUUCCAUGGGGCACAGUGCUCAGAGGAGUCACUCAUAUCACAUAUCACUGCAGGAGGCCUGUGCCCCAGCCCAGACUGGGGUCAUCUCAUUCGCAACUCCUGUUUUGAGUAUUUAUUGUUUUAAUUUAUACCUGUUCAAGGUCUGUUGUCUCUUGAUACAUCUGUGUACAUAAUCCCACAGGAGGGAUGUAAAUACAUUGUUCUUGUACAGAAAGCACCAAUCUUCCAUUAAAAUAUCUGUUUUCAUU